AUGGCAGCAGAGGCCUCUUCCCAGGACAAUGAGACAUCAAAUGGAUGGCCACUCGGACUUAUGAGCACAAGAUUUCGAGCGAUGGAAACCGUACAGGUUGGUCCAGCAGAACCGCAUUCCUUGCGCAUACACUCUUCUAGUUUCUCUUCAUUCUCAUCCUCCAACCUUGACACUGAGUCAACAGCAUCCUUCUUUCAAGACAAUAGCGUGCCGCUGGGCCGGCUAAUUGGCAUUCGACCAGGGAAUGGAGGUUUGUACUUCCCAAGGAGAGUCCAUGUAGAUGAACGAGAAAAGAAAGCCUUGAGAGCGAUACGGGCUGCAAGCUCGACUGAACUUGGGAGUGAGAUGGAUGCUAGAGAAAAGUUGGGGGGUUCACUAAUGCAAAAGUUUGGAAAACCAUCUCAAUAA
Dovyalis caffra is the source of this 408-nucleotide messenger RNA. The record is from the annotation of a GenBank genome assembly. NCBI's taxonomy places the organism in Eukaryota, Viridiplantae, Streptophyta, Magnoliopsida, Malpighiales, Salicaceae.